AUGUGUCCCGAUUGCAAGAAUCCCAACGGCGAAUUCAUGGAAGAUUUUGCGAAUGGAGACAUGAUCUGCAGGGAUUGUGGGCUGGUGGUGGGCGAUCGCAUCGUGGACGUGCGGUCCGAAUGGCGUAACUUUGCCGACAGCGGUGACGACCCGAGUCGCGCAAGUCGCGUCAACGACUGGCUGCCGUCGGGCGGGUUGGCCACCGAGAUCGCGAAGCUGCCCACGGGACCCAACGGGCAGAACAACGGGCAGGGCGGCGGAGGCAAAAUGUCGCAGUGGCAGCGCCGCAUCCAGCUCAGCCAGGGCGACCAGAACCUCCUCUCGGGCUUCGACAAGAUCACCCACAUCGCCGAGAUCCUCGUCCUGCCCCAGAAGAUCAAGAACAAGGCCAAGGAGCUGUAUUCGUCGUUCGAGUCGAAGCGGAACAAGUCGAUGCGGUGCAAGAAGGACUCGAUCGUGGCGGCGAUCAUCUACAUGGCCUGCAAGGAGGAGGGCGUGCCGCGUACCUUCAAGGAGAUCUCCAAGGAGACCGAGAUCUCGGAGAAGGAGAUCCGAAAGUACUACCGCGCCCUCAACAAGAUCCUCCCCAAGGGCACCGGCCGCACCUCGGCCUCCGAUCUUGUGAACCGGUUCUGUUCGAAGUUGAAGCUGUCCAACGAGAUCAUGAACCUGGCGACGGACAUCGCCAACAAGGCGGCGGCCUUUCUGGAGGGCAAGUCGCCGUCGUCGAUCGCGGCGGCGUCGAUUCUGCUGGCCACCAAGCUGCAGGGCGAGAAGCGGUGGGAGAAGGACAUCGCGGCCGCCGCCUCCAUUUCGCCCACCACCAUCCGCAACGUGUUCAAGGAGCUCCUGCCCCACCAGGAGAGCAUCCUCCCCGAGGGCUACCGCCCUCUACAGAACGCCACCGCCUAA
Acanthamoeba castellanii str. Neff is the source of this 912-nucleotide messenger RNA. RefSeq names its product transcription factor tfiib repeat domain containing protein. Lineage: Eukaryota; Discosea; Longamoebia; Acanthamoebidae. Gene Ontology annotation, cellular component: nucleus; transcription preinitiation complex. Gene Ontology annotation, molecular function: TBP-class protein binding; RNA polymerase II general transcription initiation factor activity. The record is from RefSeq and is a predicted model, not a curated record. The coding region runs from base 1 to 912 and encodes 303 amino acids. Gene Ontology annotation, biological process: transcription preinitiation complex assembly; transcription initiation at RNA polymerase II promoter. The transcript is spliced from 4 exons.